This is a messenger RNA of Closterium sp. NIES-67, 1962 nucleotides long. The record is from the annotation of a GenBank genome assembly. Lineage: Eukaryota; Viridiplantae; Streptophyta; Zygnematophyceae; Desmidiales; Closteriaceae.
GUGCUGUUUCCGUGAGCUAGGCUGGUUCCGAAUUUUGUCCCGAAUUUCGCCCAGGAUUCAGGAACUGGUUGGGGCUGUGCCUCAUUCUGCGGUUGGUGCUGCCCCGGGUUACCGAGCCCUGAAGUGGUUUGGAUGACUCACGUCAUGUAUCCAGCUCGGCAACCUGCAACGUUGGACAUUCGUCGACAAGUCAAUGGCUCCAAUUUUGUGCUCGAGGCGCGCAUUUAGCUUUCCCCCCCUUCCAGUUUCCCGCUUUUCAGGGUCGCGUUCACCAAGCCUGCAGGAGGUGUUGCGCCUAUCAUCGGAGAGGAACCAGGUUACUGGUGUGGCAUGAAUGAGGCACACGCUUGGCGUUAUCCUCUUCGAUGAUAAGCUAGAAGACGACCAUCAAUAACCGAAGGGGGUGUCAGCCCCAGUGAACAUUUAGAUUGAAGAAAAGGAACCCUAAAAAAAAAAAAAAAGGGAUCUCUUUUUACAGCACCAUCUUACUCUCUCUCAGUUUUUGCAUCCUGCUACGAGGUUCUUACUUCGUUCUUCGGCUCUUCUUCAGUCUCCUUUCAGCCUCAAACUUAUCUCGUAUUAGCCAUGGCUGCUGCUACUCUCUCCUCCACCUUUGCUGCCAGCAUGCAGUCUCUCUCCAUUUCCCAGGCAACCACCUCAUCCCGCGCAGCUCUCCCCGCCUUCUCCGGACUCAAGGCGCACAAGAAGGCUUCCGCUUCCGCCUCCACCAAGGCGUGCACAUGCGCAACCUGCCGCCGCGCCGUCCGCGUUGUCGCCAGCGCCAACUCCGACGCGCACUUCGCCAGUGUUUCUCAAUCCACCGCCGCCCCUGCCGCUCCCGGCGCUAACGCCCUCCUCCCCGCCAUCGUUGGCGCCGGCGCUCUCGGCGCCGCGACCUACGUCGCCGUGAAGAAGCUCACCGCGUCUCCCGCCGCCGCUCCCGCCGCACCCGCCGCCGCCGCUCCCACCGCGUCCAACGCGCCGCCCAGCGGCAUCGUCCCGCGCGCGAAGCACGCGGCGUCGUCCGGCGCUAGCGACGAUGGCGGCGACUUUCCCGGCGGCGAUGCAGGAGGAGGCGUUUCUGAAGGCGGUGGCGGUGGAGCUGGCGAAGCUGGGGUUCCGCAAGGACAACGGCAUCGCGCUGGUGAACACGUGUCGCGACGAGGUGUGCCGGCCCGUGGUGAGCAUCAUCGACCGCGAGUUCGGGCUGAGCUUCAACAUCUCCGGGCUGGGCGGGCUCGUCAACUGCGGCAAGGUCGGCUUCAAAGCCGCCAUGAGCCACUCGCCCGAGUUCCCCUGCGACGUCGACGGCAACCUCAAGGAGCGAUACAUCUUCUUCGCGUUCCCCCACGUGUCCAUCGGCGAGUCGGGCGAGGUGGGGUCGCUGCUGCGUCGCGGUCGCGGCAAGCCGUCGAGCGCAUGCGGAGCGUUGAUCGCCAUCAACAACGACAUCAACGGCGGAGCGGCGCCCAGCAUGGACAGCGACGACCCCGAGUACACGCUGCUGCGCAAAAAGAUCAUGACCAAGGUGUCCGAGAGUACCGGCGAUCUGUCCCUGGUGCAGGUGACCAAGGCGGCGCUGGCGGCGAUCAACGAGGAUCUGGAGAAGCUCAUCUCGCUGACGGUGGACCCGGCGACGGCGGACUACGCGGUGAUCACGGGCGUGCAGAUCCACUCGGGCGACCAGAUCCCCGGCCAGCCCUUCCGCAUCGAGCGCACGUGCGACUACAUCGCGCCCGACCAGAUGUACGCCGUGGUGCGCGGGCAGAAGUACGCGCUGCAGGUGCAGACGCCCAAGUCCGAAGGCGUCGCCGCGAUGGUUUGAGAUAAUUAGUUCAGUUUAGUGCGUACUAACCGUAGAGAUCGCGAGUGUCCGGUUCUCUGAAGCGCAAGUCCCUAGUUUCCACCUGUAAAUUAUUGUAUUCCACUGUUUAAUGAGGAACUCGAUUACGUUCAAUUAUU